UGAUCAAUAUCAUGAUCUAGAUAUAAUGGGAGAAGAAGGAUGGAUCGGAGGUUUGGGCUGGUUUGACCUAGGAGGAAUGGAUCUCCAGGAGAAAAUUGAUACCAAGGAACAUCCUCUAUCACACUGGGAGAAAGAGACUCAUGCGCUGCUUGUUUUGCUGGCGCAGAAAGGUUUGACCAGCACAGAUGAGCACAGGCGAGCCAUGGAGAGUUUACCUGCAUAUACUCAUAUGUCUUAUUAUCAUAGAUGGGCCGCUUGUAUUGCAGCUGUAUGUAUUGAACGAAAUACAUUUACUAAGAAUGAGUUAGAUGAAUACCUAGGUUUAAAACUUGAGACUAAGCUCGAACCUUCCUUUUCUCCAGGGAGUUUGGUUCGAAUAAAGAUGGAGGAUUCAAGGAUUCGUUGGAGGAAACCUCAUCUCAGGGUUCCAGGAUACAUAUUUGGAUCGUCUGGUGAGAUAAUCAAGCAUUUGGGAAACUUUCCGAACCCUGAGCAGGCAGCGUUCUACACUGAUACAACCACUAUCCAACCUCUCUAUCUAGUUCAGUUGAGAAUGAACGAGGUUUGGAAGAAUUAUCCAGUAUACGGAGACAGCACAGAUCUCCUAACUGUAGAGGUUUAUGAACCCUGGUUAGAACUGCAGAAUGAGAACUCAGGUUCAGAUUUACAGGAUGAGAAGGUGAGCAGAGAUUUCCCGGAGCAUCACGUCCUGGAUCAUGGAGAUCAUGUUCAUGAUGACAGGAAAGAUACAGAGGUAGAAUCUGUACGAAGAGAAGAAUGUGAGGAGAGAAAAGAUGAAUAUGGAGUAGUACUCAGCAGAGCAGUUCUGAACCUUCUAGUAUCUAAGGGUCUGGUGAACAGAGCUGAGGUUCAGGCGAGCAUUGAGAAACGGGACAAAAUAUCCGGUCUUAACCUUGGUCAAAGGAUUGUCGUGAAAGCUUGGAUGGAUCCUGAGUUUAAGGUUAGACUACUGGAGGAUGGUAACAAAGGAGUUGCUGAGUUAGGAUUAGAAGGUUCUAAUCCUAACGCAGAAACGAAGCUUGUAGUUGUGGAGAACACGGACCAGGAACACCAUGUAGUUGUGUGUACUCUAUGUUCCUGCUACCCAUCGGCAAUCUUAGGUUUACCUCCAGCUUGGUAUAAGUCCAGAUCUUAUAGAGCUAGAACUGUCAGAGAACCUCGGAAAGUGUUGUUUGAGUUUGGUUUGGAAAUAUCUCCAAGUGUAAGAAUAGUGGUUCACGACUCUACAGCAGAUUGCAGGUAUCUCGUACUCCCAGUGAGACCGGAAGGAACUGAAGGAUUGACUCAAGAUGAGCUUGAAGCAGUAAUAACAAUGUUAAAGGGACUAUCAACGUAAUUUCAAGUUUCAUUUCAUUUUACAAAAAGGGUACGUCCGAUUCACAUCCGUACCUUUAAACCUGUGUCUAAGCAAACAUGAAAAAGAUAGUUUUUAGUUUUUAUGCAGUUUUUAUAUCAAUUCAAUGAAGACGACUUUUUGAUAAGCUGUUUUCGAAUCAAAAGUCUACAAGUAAUCAAAGUGAAGCUUUUUUAAUUGACAGCUUCUUUUGACUUCUGCGUCUAAGUGUAUUCAUUCUGUUUUACAGCUUGACAUAAAUCAAAAUUAAAACUGAAAGUCGUCUUUGUUGUAUUGAUAAAAUCGCCUACCACUGUAUUAAAUAUCAAACAUUCAUUGUGGAUUUUCUAGAAUGGUUUGCGGAUUUUAUGCAGGAGUAACUCUGUUUAAAGGGACUGUAAAGGAAAAAUUAACGAUACCUAUAAGACAUC
Molecule: messenger RNA, 1785 nt
Organism: Eurytemora carolleeae
Lineage: Eukaryota; Metazoa; Arthropoda; Copepoda; Calanoida; Temoridae
Product: cobalt-containing nitrile hydratase subunit alpha
Exons: 14
Coding region: 26-1357 (443 amino acids)
Molecular function (GO): catalytic activity; transition metal ion binding
Source: RefSeq, a predicted model, not a curated record